This is a messenger RNA of Cuscuta europaea, 696 nucleotides long. NCBI's taxonomy places the organism in Eukaryota, Viridiplantae, Streptophyta, Magnoliopsida, Solanales, Convolvulaceae. The record is from the annotation of a GenBank genome assembly.
CUUUGCAUCUAUUGCAGGACUCUAGAGCCAUUGCAGAGUAUUUGGAAAGCUAGGAAUGAAGUAAAUUGGAAAGAGGCACAAUUUAAUGGAACCCAUUUUAUCCAAAUGGGGGUUGCUACACUAAAGAGUUGGCGGUCGGUGCAAAGUAAAAAUACAAGUGUUGGUCCAAGGAAUACAGAGCACUCUAGAUGGAAGAAACCAAAUGCACGUCUGAUAAAGAUUAAUCUUGAUGGAGCACUUGAUCUUAUCAAUGGUGGACGGGCUUGCAGAUGGGCAGCGUGCGAUCACACUGGGCUCUUUAUUAGGGGAGGAGUUCUUUCUAGCACAACUAGUUGGCCACCAGAUUUCAUAGAAGCUCUCUGAUUACGGGAUACUAUUUUAUGAGCAAAGCAGCAAGGGUGGACAAAUGUGGAGAUUAAAAUAGAUGCUCGGGUAGUGGUCUCUCGACUGACUAAUGAGGUGGGGAUUCCUACUUAGACCUGAUUGUGGAAGGUAUCAAACAUUUGCUUUGUGAUGAAGCUUGUAUGUUGGUUAAUUAUUGUACACGGUCCGCGAAUCGUGUGGCUCAUGGUUUAGUUAAAACUGCCAUUUCUAUGUCGGAUGCUAGAGUUUUCUAUGAGUUGGCUCUCCCUCUUGUACUCUUGGCCAUUUGACUAAUGACUCUCUGAAUUAAUAUAGUUUGGCGUUUUACUCUAA